Molecule: messenger RNA, 492 nt
Organism: Arachis ipaensis
Lineage: Eukaryota; Viridiplantae; Streptophyta; Magnoliopsida; Fabales; Fabaceae
Source: RefSeq, a predicted model, not a curated record
AUGGAAGUAGAAGUGGUGAUAUACCUUAACAUUAAUAUAGAGAUAGAAGUAGUUGAGGAAACGGUUGUGAAAGUAGAGGAAAGCCAAGCAGAAGAAGACGAUGCAGCAAUAUCGAGUUUUUCGAUGCCUAUACAGCUCAAGAACUUUCUACAGUUCUCAAGCUUUAGGGGGCACCAAAAUGCUCACAAAAAAGAGAGAACAACUAGAAGAAACGCCAAGAGGGCUUCUGCUGAGCACUCGUAUCUUCUAUUUGCUUCUUCGCUGUGGACCCCUCCUACGGUUUUUCCUUCAACCUUCAUCACUGCGGCGAAUCUCGCGUAUUUCCCAAGCCGCCAUAUUUCAGAAGGAUUUGGAUCAAAUGGCGAACAUGAAUUUGCUGGAGAUAAUGGUGUGUUUCCUUACCGAUUAAGUGAGGAUAUUGAUGAGAGAAGUUUCGGUGAUUGGCAAAGAAGCCUUGGAAGAAGCAGUAGCUUCAACAGUGUUGACACUUGA